Messenger RNA from Pygocentrus nattereri (red-bellied piranha), 777 nucleotides. RefSeq names its product deleted in malignant brain tumors 1 protein-like. Lineage: Eukaryota; Metazoa; Chordata; Actinopteri; Characiformes; Serrasalmidae. Bases 1 to 777 code for a protein of 258 amino acids. The transcript has 8 exons. The record is from RefSeq and is a predicted model, not a curated record.
AUGAUCCUUCUUUUUUCCACAGAUGGACCUUCAGCUGUUCCUCCUGGACCUUCAGCUGUUCCUCCUGAACCUUCAGCUGUUCCUCCUGAACCUUCAGCUGUUCCUCCUGAACCUUCUACUCCCACCUCAACUCCUCCUUCCUGCAGGUGGAACUGUGGCUCACACCUCGGCAGCUGUUCCUGCUCCAGCUCCUGUCAGUACUAUGGAACCUGCUGCCACGACUACUACGAUUACUGUUAUACAAUCACACCCACUCCUGACAUCCCAGAAGAAACCCCAGAAACCACAACAACUGCUUCCUGCAGGCUGAACUGUGGCUACAACCUCAACAGCUGUUCCUGCGCCAGCUCCUGUCAGUACUACAAAGACUGUUGCCAUGACUACUACGAUUUUUGCCAAGUCACAGCUACAACACCUACUGUGAACACAACAGUUGGAGCUCCAUGUGGUGGAGAUCUGACUAACUCAAGUGGAGAAUUCUUCAGCCCCCAGUAUCCUAAUAACUAUCCUAAUAAUGCUAAUUGCACAUGGAGACUUCUGGCAUCAGAGAGACGAACUGUUAAUGUGACUUUCACGUUUGUUGAAUUGGAGGCAUGCUGUGACUCCAUCAGGGUGUAUGAUGGUCGCACUGAUGCUUCUCCACUGCUGGGUCACCUGCCUCAAGAUGAGAGACAUCACUACAGCUCCACCAGGAAUUCUCUGACCGUGGUGUUCUCAAGUGACAGCUGUGUAAAUCAUCAAGGCUUUCGGGCACAGUGGGAAUUCUCAGGUCACUGA